Sebastes umbrosus (honeycomb rockfish) is the source of this 2977-nucleotide messenger RNA. Its product is annotated as transmembrane protein 79-like. The record is from RefSeq and is a predicted model, not a curated record. Bases 276 to 1559 code for a protein of 427 amino acids. Lineage: Eukaryota; Metazoa; Chordata; Actinopteri; Perciformes; Sebastidae. Gene Ontology annotation, biological process: regulated exocytosis. The transcript is spliced from 5 exons. Gene Ontology annotation, cellular component: lysosomal membrane; trans-Golgi network membrane.
GAAAAAGAAGCAGAGUGACACCUCUUCACUGUCGAUGAAGCACCUGGUCAACCAGCCAGGUAACUUCUUCUUCUUCUUGCUACACUUAACGAGAAACAACCCAAAGUAGAGAGCUUUUAGACACAGUUACGGCUUGUUUCGGUGAUGUGAACGGACUCAAAACAGAGAAAUCAACCAAAAAUGACUUUUAGCAGCUGGAAGAAGCUUUGCUAACAGUCAGACUCUUGAUAGUACGUCAGGUAUCGACUAAAAAGAGAGAAAAUAGAAUUUAAAAAAUGUCUGUCCUAGGUUCAUUUUCACCUGAAGAGACACAAAUACCAGGAAGUAAAAAGCCAGAAGAGAGAGACAGCAUAGAGGAAAGACAGGAGGUCACAGACGAGGAAGAAGAAGAAGAGGAAUCAAAGAAGAAGGAGGAGGAAGAAGAAGAGGUGACCAGCUCUGCUCAUCUGGAGCCGAGCACUCUGCCAUGGCCCGGAGACAAAGACAAGAGGCCUCAGACGGACAACGACGAUGGAGUCUGGUCAGAAAAAGGAGUUUCUGAGCCUGAAGAGAGGGACACGGGGAUCAGCGGAGGAAGCCAGGACUUGUCGGAGGAGCGGAGCCAGGAAGAGAGCGACAGAAAGAGCAAGUGGAGGGAAAGCAUGCCUGAGGGCGAUAAGUGGAGGGACGAUGAGAUGGAGGUGCAGCGGAACAAUAAAGGGGACGGAUCACUGGCAGACGAUGAAGAUGAGGGGGAGGAGGAGGAGGAAGAAGAAGUGUCAAAUUGGAUCUCAGAGAAAGACGCUCUGGGUUUCACUCCAAAAGUCACGAUCGUGCGUCCGUCCAGCAAAGAGCUUCCUGAGGAGAGCAGGCUGUUCAUAGAGAAGGACUACGAGAAGGAGCCGCAGACGGAGCCCGACUCAGCAGGACAGUUCUAUCCAGACUGGACAGAGCCGGACGACAACAAGUACUACCUGUGUGAGCGUCUGUGCAGCGAAAAACUGAGGCUGUCUCUGGCGACGGCGGCCGCAGUGCUCCUCUUCCCUCUCCUGGUGUGGGGAGGUUACGCCCUCCUUCCCUUUGACUCACCUCUGCUGCACAGCACGCCCCUCAGGGUGGUGUACACUCUACGCUGCUCCUUCUUCGCCAUCAUCCCCAUCCUGCUCGGUGUGGUGGUGCAGGGCGUGGCCCGGCUUCGCUACAGCGUCCUGAAGCCCCUCUAUCAGAGUGAACUGGUACACAGAGAGGUGGCAGUGCACUGGCACUACGUCAACGAAUCGCUGUCCCUCUUCCUCUUCUUCUUCCUGCAGCUCGCUGUCAUGGCAACCUACAUCGACCAGGAUCUGGUCAAACUGGUACCGCUGCUCACCAUCGUAUUUGUUUUCGGCAGGCUGAUCUACUGGCUCUGCCUCUCUCUGGACAGCAGCAUCAGGGGCCUCGGUUUCGGCUUCUCCUUCUUCCCCAUACUGGUCAUGCUGGGCGUCAACCUGUACUACGUCUGCUCUUCACUCGGACAAGGGGCGAUAUUUGACGUGGAACCUCCCACGACGGCUCCUCCCAAGCAGCGCUGGUGGGGUUAAAAGGCCGCCGUCCAAAAAAGGCGACGAGGAGUUAAGAGACACAACUGUAAACACGCCUUUUUUAGUAUCAUGAUGACACAGCAACACUCAGACAACUUGUCUCGUUCUUUUGGUGUCCUGUAGAGUUGUAAUCCUUCAGAUUUCAGUUCUGGUUGAUUUGGACAACACCUGUGGUUACCAUGGUAACAGCAAGUGCGGUUUAAUACUACAACAAACUCUCCUUGAGCAUCCAUCCUUCAAACCAUUAUCUGUAACCGCUUAUCCCACUCGGGGUCGCGGAGGGGCGCUGAAGCCGACAUUGGGCGCAGUUGGUGUGCACCCUGAACAGGUCGCCAGACUAUCACAGGGCUGUCACAUAGAGACAUCUCAUUGAGAAGAUUUUUUAAAAUUAAAUUAAUAAUGAUCCGCUGUCAAAACAACUCAAAAGUGACCUCUGUCUUGUUUUGUAGACACAUUUUGGUCGCAAUAAAAGCCACGCAUUCUCCAGUUGAAUGCUUUUAAUGUGAAGGGGCAGAAGGAAAUGUUUCUGUUGACAUCAACAGUGAGGCUGCUUGCACUGGAUUACAUGCAUUCAUCGUUUCCUUUGAAUCCAUUAUGCUUAUGAAGGCAAUCGAGAAUGGCAGAUCCCGCCACUACCUAUAAAAACAUAGAUAGUAUAAAAAAUGAUGAUUUCAUAAAAAUCUCAAGGAUUAGAACUUGUAGUGUUUUUUAUAAAUUUGUUGGCUUUUGUUAAAGAAAUCAAACACAAGAAGCAGGUUGUGGGAUAAUUUGUAGCUUGAAUAUAUGUAUAAAAAAAUGAAGAAAUCCAAAAACAACCUAGUUACGAGAGGAAGUUGAAAAGUUUACAUACAAUAAAAAAGCUCUCAUGUGCAUGCAAAUUAAAAAAAGACAUGUGGUCUGACAAAGGGCUAUUUUUUACAGUGUGUUUACUAACUCUUCAAUCAUAAAUCUUUAAGCAGUCUGAACCUUUUCGUCUUGAGCUGAUGAAAUCAGCGUUUUUAAGGCGAGACGAGUUUCACUUCACGGCAUCCAGUGUUUGGAGGUGAUUCAGCAAAAUGAAGACAGAAAUGUAAGAUAUGAAAGCUGAAAAGUGACAGUUAGAAGCACAGAAUCAAGUGAGUUGGACAUCAAAAGUAAAAAUUUAAGGGCACUAUAAGAUUUCUUUUUUUUAUAUGAGAUUGAAUUUUCUAACGGUAAUCUUUAAACUUUGUUUUUAUAAGUGAGACAGUUAAAUGCAUCUUUGUUUUAUUGAUCAAAGGCUUUUCUUUGUUUAUAGCAGCAUAAAUUGUUGGUCUAUUUUUGGAUAGUCUCUUUUCUUUCUUUUGAAGGAACUUUUUUCAGUGUAUGAGAGAAGUAUUUAAAGCAAUAUUUGGGACUUUGAAUGAGUUCAAUAAAGCAAUAACAAAUAUGAUACUCAA